GCCCCGCGCCCCGCCGCCUGAGGCAGCGCCUCGCCCGCAGCCCCGGCCCCGGCACCAUGGGGGCCGCCGCGGCGAGCCGGAGCUUCGCCGGGUUCGCCGGCAUCCUCGCGCUGCUCAUGCUCCUUGGCACCACUGAUGGUCAGUCAAAGCUGACCUCUGAGCAGAAUGCCAUCAGCCUCUCCCCUGGCAAGUACCGCCACCUCGACCGUGCCACCAACGAAGAGCUGACCUGUGACAAAUGUCCUGCAGGAACCUACGUGUCUAAGCACUGCACGAAGAGUACCUUAAGAGAGUGCAGCCCUUGUCCAGAUGGGACCUUUACCAAGCAUGAGAACGGCAUAGAGCGGUGCCACCCCUGUAGGAAACCCUGUGAACUGCCAAUGAUUGAGAAAACUCAUUGUACUGCCUUGACUGACCGCGAGUGCACUUGCCUGUCUGGUACGUUUCAGACAAACGAUACCUGCGUCCCUUACACGGUGUGCCCGGUCGGCUGGGGCGUCCGCAAGAAAGGAACCGAGACCGAAGACGUCAGGUGCAAGCCGUGCCCUCGUGGUACCUUUUCUGAUGUGCCUUCUAGUGUGAUGAAGUGCAAACCCUACACUGACUGCUUUGGGAAAAACAUGGUGGUCAUCAAGCCAGGGACGAAGGAGAGCGACAACAUCUGUGGUUCUCCAGCAUCCCUGCCGAACACAGCUUUGACUUCAUCGAGCACCGAAGCGGGUGAGCAGCCCUAUGAAGUUCCACCAACCACUGAUCUUCCCAAAGGUCUGAACUCUUCAGUUCCCGAUUUUGUCCCCUCUCCGGCGCCACGCGCGUCCAGCAGCAUGGUGGAGCGGGCACGGUACUACAACGAGACCUCAGCCAAUGAGACGGACGGCAUCAGCGGGACCCUCAUGGGCUCCGGCACCACUAGCCAGGCCCAGAGCUACCGGCACAAGCAGACCAGCCAAGCGCUGGAGAAGCAGCCAUCCCUAGAGAUGAUGGGGGGCGAGAAGCCAAAUGUUCCGUACAGGCCCCCCCGGCGAGGCUCGCAGAACGUCCACCAGCACUUCGACAUCAAUGAGCACUUGCCGUGGAUGAUCGUGCUGUUCCUGCUGCUGGUCCUGGUGGUGAUCGUGGUCUGCAGCGUCAGAAAGAGCUCACGGACUCUGAAGAAGGGACCCCGGCAAGAUCCCAGUGCCAUUGUGGAAAAGGCUAUUAUGAAAAAGUCCACCACCCCCACCCAGAACAGGGAGAAGUGGAUCUAUUACUGCAACGGGCACGGUAUUGACAUCCUCAAGCUGGUGGCGGCCCAGGUGGGGAGCCAGUGGAAGGACAUCUACCAGUUCCUGUGCAACGCCAGCGAGCGGGAGGUGGCGGCGUUCUCCAACGGCUACGCAGCCGACCACGAGCGCGCCUACGCCGCGCUGCAGCACUGGACCAUCCGCGGGCCCGAGGCCAGCCUGGCCCAGCUCAUCAGCGCCUUGCGCCAGCACCGCCGCAACGACGUCGUGGAGAAGAUCCGCGGCCUCAUGGAGGACACCACGCCGGUGCAGAUGCAGUCUCAGUGGCAAGCGCAGGAGCCCAGCAAUGAGGAUGUAAAGCUGGAAGGUGACAAGCUGGCGCUGCCGGUGAGCCCCAGCCCGGUGAGCCCUGCACCCACACCCAGCCCCAAGCCCCCCGAGGCGGCCGUGCUCACCGUGGAGCCCUCUCCUUCCGAGAAGAAAUGCUUCUUUGUCGACGAGGCCGAGCCUCUCCUGCGCUGUGACUCCACCUCCAGUGGCUCCUCCGCGCUCAGCCGGACAGGCUCUUUUAUUACCAAAGAAAAGAAGGACACCGUCCUGCGCCAGGUGCGCUUGGACCCGUGCGACCUGCAGCCCAUCUUUGACGACAUGCUGCACAUCCUCAACCCCGAGGAGCUCCACGUGAUAGAGGAGAUCCCGCAGGCCGAAGACAAGCUGGACAGGCUGUUUGAGAUCGCUGGAGUCAAGAGCCAGGAAGCCAGCCAGACCCUCCUGGACUCUGUCUAUAGCCACCUUCCUGAUUUACUGUAGGCACUGGGUCACCGCACGCUCUCCGAAAUAUCUGCUAGAGCUAGCUUGGCACUCGUUAAGAUGACCAACAAUACGCAGGCGGGAUUUUUUGUAGAAUAUACGGCCAGUAUUUUCAUUGAGGUGUCCUUGGUUUUUGGAGGGGGUGCAGUUUGCCAGCGUUGCACUCCUCCACUGUAAUUUUAUCGCUCAGUCCGAGUCUUUGCACCCUCUGCCCCCUCCCUGAGCCUCUCUUCUCCUUGUUCUCAUUCCAAUCAGAUCAGACAAUGCACUUUAAAAAAAAA
This is a messenger RNA of Camarhynchus parvulus, 2314 nucleotides long. RefSeq names its product TNF receptor superfamily member 21 (gene TNFRSF21). The transcript is spliced from 7 exons. NCBI's taxonomy places the organism in Eukaryota, Metazoa, Chordata, Aves, Passeriformes, Thraupidae. The record is from RefSeq and is a predicted model, not a curated record. Gene Ontology annotation, biological process: negative regulation of T cell proliferation; negative regulation of myelination; negative regulation of B cell proliferation. The coding region runs from base 57 to 2033 and encodes 658 amino acids. Gene Ontology annotation, molecular function: protein binding.